Molecule: messenger RNA, 534 nt
Organism: Zeugodacus cucurbitae (melon fly)
Lineage: Eukaryota; Metazoa; Arthropoda; Insecta; Diptera; Tephritidae
Product: glutamate dehydrogenase, mitochondrial-like
Exons: 2
Biological process (GO): L-glutamate catabolic process
Cellular component (GO): mitochondrion
Molecular function (GO): L-glutamate dehydrogenase (NAD+) activity
Source: RefSeq, a predicted model, not a curated record
GGUCGCACCGCCGCCACGGGACGUGGUCUAUUUAAGGCGGCUGAAUGUUUUAUUAUGGAUAAAGAUUGGAUGGAUUUAUUAGGCUGGAAGACUGGUUGGAAAGAUAAAACCGUGAUCGUACAAGGGUUUGGCAAUGUUGGUUCCCAUGCAUCCGUUUUUGUAGUGGAAGCCGGUGCCAAACUGAUCGGUGUUCAAGAAUUUGACGUGUCUCUAGUAAAUGAGAAUGGCAUUGAUCCAAAGGACUUAAUGGAGUAUUAUGCAAAAAAUAAUAAAUCAAUCAAGGGCUAUACCAAAGCCACCGAAAAAGAGGGCAGUUUGUUGGGUGAAAAAUGCGAUAUACUAAUGCCUUGCUCUACGCAAAAGGUUCUCACUGUCGAAAAUGCUAACAGUGUACAAGCCAAGAUGAUUUUAGAAGGCGCUAAUGGUCCUUCGACGCCAGCUGCCGAUGAAAUAUUACGUAAAAAGAAUGUACUCAUUAUACCGGAUUUGUUUUGCAAUGCUGGCGGUGUAACGGUAUCCUACUUUGAGUACUUA